Messenger RNA from Aedes aegypti (yellow fever mosquito), 3818 nucleotides. RefSeq names its product N-alpha-acetyltransferase 15, NatA auxiliary subunit (gene Naa15-16). The record is from RefSeq and is a predicted model, not a curated record. Lineage: Eukaryota; Metazoa; Arthropoda; Insecta; Diptera; Culicidae. The coding region runs from base 207 to 2909 and encodes 900 amino acids. Gene Ontology annotation, cellular component: cytoplasm; NatA complex. Gene Ontology annotation, molecular function: protein-N-terminal amino-acid acetyltransferase activity; protein binding. Gene Ontology annotation, biological process: N-terminal peptidyl-methionine acetylation. The transcript has 6 exons.
GAGAACAUUUUUAGCAGAAAAAAGCGAGACAUUGAAAAGUGCGAGUUUUGUGUGUGGUGCCGCAGUAGCAGCAGAGAAAAACCAUUGUGAACCUGCAAAUUUAUCUCCUUUGGAGUCUGAAAAUCUUAACAGUUGCCUCUUCAUUAACCAAUCUACGUUCGAACGUGUAUUCCGCUAUCUGCAGUCAGUGAAAUCACACCGAAAAGAUGCCUUCCAGCGAUCCUUUGCCUCCCAAGGAGAGUGCUGUGUUCCGCAAGAUUCUCAAAUGUUACGAAAUGAAACAAUACAAAAAUGGGCUGAAACUUGCGAAGCAGAUCCUUACCAAUCCGAAGUUUACCGAACAUGGGGAAACUCUAGCAAUGAAAGGGCUUACUCUAAACUGUCUCGGUCGAAAGGAAGAAGCGUACGAUUACGUUCGCCGAGGUUUGCGGAAUGAUCUGAAAUCGCACGUCUGCUGGCAUGUGUACGGGUUAUUGCAGCGGUCGGACAAAAAGUACGAAGAAGCCAUCAAGUGCUACCGGAAUGCGUUGAAGUGGGAAAAGGAUAACAUCCAGAUCCUGCGUGACUUGUCGCUGCUGCAGAUACAAAUGCGCGACCUGGAGGGCUACCGAGAUACCCGCCACCAUCUGUUCAAAUUGCGCCCGUCUCAGCACGCUUCGUGGAUUGGUUUUGCCAUGAGUUACCAUCUGCUUGGAGAUUACGAAACAGCCAUGAACAUUUUGGAAACCUUCCGGGCCUCGCAAACUGUGGAAACCUACGACUACAAGCAUAGCGAACUACUACUAUACCAGAACCAAGUGAUUCAAGAAUCGGGCAACUACGAGAAAGCGUUACAACACCUGAAAGAGUAUCAAUCGCAAAUCCUCGACACUCUCGCUGUGAAAGAGACUAUGGGUGAACUGUGCCUUAAGCUCGAUCGCCAUGAGGAAGCCGUUGGGAUUUACCAAGAUUUGAUCAAGCGAAACCCGGAAAAUAUCGCUUACUAUCAGCAGUAUCUGAAGGCAUUGCAAGUAGAAAAGGGAUCCGACGUGAUUGCAGCGUACCAGAAAAUACAAACGGAAUAUCCGCAGUCUUUCUGUGCCAAACGAUUACCAUUGGAUGUGGCCGAAGAUGAAGCGUUCCGCUCGUUGAUAGAUGAACACCUACGACGAAACCUUCGGAAGGGUGUUCCGCCUCUAUUUGUUAACCUGCGCUCUCUGUAUCGGGACGAGAAAAAAGUACGUGUCAUAACGGAGUUGGUUGAAGGCUACCAUCAAAAUUUAACCAGCAGUGGUUACUUCUCUGCUGCUGAUAAGGAACAAAACUUACCCAAGGAGCCGGCUUCCGCAUUGCUGUGGACUCUUUUCUAUCUUGCACAGCAUUAUGACCAUCUGCGUGAAUCAGAAAAGGCAUUAGACUUCAUAAACGCGGCCAUCGACCAUACUCCUACCUUAAUCGAGCUCUUCGUCACCAAAGGCCGCAUCUACAAACACGCUGGCGAUGUUCUGGAGGCAGUCAAAUGGAUGGACGAAGCACAAAGCCUCGACACGGCCGAUCGGUAUAUUAAUUCCAAGUGCGCAAAGUACAUGUUACGUGCCAAUCAGAUCAAGGAAGCAGAGGAGAUUUGCGCCAAGUUUACAAGAGAAGGAGUUUCGGCUAUGGAAAAUCUCAAUGAAAUGCAGUGCAUGUGGUUCCAGACGGAGUGUGCCCUGUCCUACCAACGGUUGGAAAAAUGGGGCGAAUCGUUGAAAAAGUGCCACGAAAUUGACCGACACUUCUCAGAAAUUAUUGAAGAUCAGUUUGACUUCCAUACGUACUGUAUGCGUAAAAUGACGCUUCGUUCUUAUGUAGGUUUGCUGCGAUUGGAAGACGUUUUACGAAGGCAUCCUUUCUACUUUAAAGCUGCCAAAUGCGCCAUUGAGGUCUAUCUCCGACUUUUCGAUAAACCGCUACCAGCAGAAUCUGCUGAAGAAGAACUCGAUAUUGAAAACUUACCUCCAUCUGAGCUGAAGAAGCUACGCAACAAACAACGCAAAGCUGCGAAAAAGAAGGCCGAACAGGAAAAUGCUCAAGCUGCUCAGGCAAACCAGAAGAAGGACCAACACAACAAGCAGCGUAAUCCAAACCAGGAUGGCGAUCCAGAAGCACCUCAAUUGGAUGAGCUGAUACCAGACAAAUUGGCCCGUCCGGAGGAUCCUCUCGAGAAGGCUAUCGAGUUUCUACGACCGCUACAACAGCUUGCCAAGGAAAACAUCGAAACCCAUCUGAUGGCGUUUGAAAUAUAUUGCCGUCGAGGCAAACUGUUGCUAAUGUUGCAAUCUUUGAAACGGGCUCGUUCCAUUGACUCCAAUAAUUCAACGUUACACAGCUGUCUUAUUCGGUUUCACAAGAUUUUAGAAAGUAAAAUCGCCAGCAACGAGUUAGACGAAACAGUGAAAAUGGUCAUUGACCGGGAAUGGGAGAAACUAUUCCGAGGAUCGAAGUCCGCUGCUGAGAUCAACGAUGGCUAUCUGGCAGCAAACCGAGACAACGCCGAAGCUAGAUACGAAGUCGCCAAGAUUAUGUACCAACUAGAUGAGAAAAGGCAGAAUGAAGCGGUCAAAUUGCUUACAUCUGCAGACCUGAAAAAAGUGACACUGGAGGAUGCGACGAAAGUAUUUCUGCUACUGAAAUCCGGAUUCUUUGGAGGCCUAGCUGAGGAUCAAAUAGAUGCGUUCAAGAAGAGUUGCCAGAAACGAUUCCCGCUGGCGGUGAUUUUUGCCGAUGUUGUAUCUACUGUUGCCACUCUCACCACUACCCAAUCAUCGUCGCCGACGUCCUCAGCGACAGUCACCACCAGUGCUACCGGAACGACCAUGUGUCCCGUUGAGCAACAGUCAAAAUCUACCCCUCAACAGCAAAGCAAAUCGAGCGAAAUAAAAGCAAACUAACCGAGUAAAAAAUUCAAAAAGCUGGUACCGAAAUAAAGUAUGGGAGUCAAGUUCCGCCGCUUUCGCUGUCAGAAAACAGCGGACUACAUCGUAAUAGAGUGACAGUUUAGUUUUUUAAUCCUAUUCUUGGGAACUAUUUUAGCUCUGCUAAUGUGAGAAUAUCGAAAAGAAUUUCUAACGAGAUGAUCAAAAUAGUUUACAUAGUUAAACAGUCAGGACUAAGCAAGAACAAAAUAUUGAACUGUCGGCCACGCAGUCAUAUAUAGGAUCGCUUGCAUUGAGUGCACAAUAUAUUAAUUUUGUUUCGUUUCAAUUGUAGAUCACUACCACCAUUAUACAAUACAUGAGGGAAGGCUGAAUGUUCCCUCACAUUUGUUUUUAGUACACGAAUAUAUUAAAUUGAACACAGAUAAUGUAACUUCGUGUCAUGUCCCAUACUUUUUUGUGACUCAACCUUGAUUCUCGUGCAUAUAGGAUGCAGGGGUUGAGCGACUAAACAUUUCUGUAAUAUAGAAAAUCAUAAAAUACAAAACCGGUUGAUUUUCUUUUCAUCGUUCCUUUAUGUAUAAUACACAGAACGUCUCAACCACUCGAUUGUCAAGGGUAAAUUCGGUCGACUUGAACUGCAUUGAAUUGGAGUUUACCCUAGGAUCAUACGCAAUCCUCGUAGUCAGCCUAAUCACAAUCCCUGCAAAUAAAUUUAGAGUGGAAUAAUGAUUUUCGUGAUAACAACACACAACUAACGUAUGAAUUAAGAAACAGGUUUUGUUAGCUAGCAAAAGGCAAAAGAUCCGUACGAAGUCGUUUUUCAAAUACACAAACACAAUAUAAUCGGAUGACCGGAAACAGCAAAAUAAAUCAGAUGUGUGAACUCGAAAUCCGGAUAUUAGAAGGAGCUUAGAAAAUGAA